Molecule: messenger RNA, 4283 nt
Organism: Phymastichus coffea
Lineage: Eukaryota; Metazoa; Arthropoda; Insecta; Hymenoptera; Eulophidae
Exons: 3
Coding region: 352-1632 (426 amino acids)
Source: RefSeq, a predicted model, not a curated record
CGGUUUGUAGACGCGACGAGUGAAUGAAUGAAUGGAUGAAUCAUGGCGUACGUGUCCGCACAACGUUCGCAAAAAAAAAGAAAAAAAAAGAGAAGAAAUGUAAACAAAGCGUCGCUUGCGAGACUCUCGUGUCUCUAUAAUUAUUAUGCAAUCGUCGGCUUCCUUAUCUGCAUAACCAUUUUUCAAUCUCUCUCUCGCAUGGCGAAGCGAAAGGUCAAGUUGAUUUCUCUGGCCAUGAUUUUACGAAAUUCCCUCGUGACGGCGGGUCGCUGGAGCUUGUAAACAUAUUUAUACUUUUAGUUGGCGAUGUGCUCUCGUUACAAGUAGUUGAGCGACUUUUUCUUUGGCAAAAUGUUGGUCUCGAAACUAACGGUGCUAGCGCUAGCGUUGUACGUAGCGUUGCAACAGUGCGACGCGAUCUAUUGGCAUACGAAAUAUUUUCAGGCUCCGAUGAAUAACCAAACCGGUAUGACUUUAGUGUUCGACAGGCGCACUUUCACGGAUGCAAGAGUACCUUACGCGGCGUGUUAUCCGGGCGAUCUGCACAAACUCUGUACAGUAAGGCGUUUCAAACGCAUCUACGGAAAAGAUCAAGAAAAGAUCUACCAGUGCAACGUAACGAUCGAAGCCACAAAGAAACACUCUUUGAUCAGUAAUAAAAUGCGCCUAGUGCCGUUCGGGGAAGAUCGAGCGAUCCUCGCUUACUUAGAGAAAACACAGUUUCAAACGUUCCUUGGAGUCAUCAGUGUAACUCUUAAUGGUUGCAAGCAGCACCGUCUACCAGAUAUUUAUCAAAUUAAUGAUGACAUCAUCAACGAAGACUACGAAUUUGAAAUGCUCGCUCUGCCAUCGGACGAUAGCGAAUAUCACGUCGUUUAUCGUAAUUCAAAAUUGUGCGGUGAUGAUUAUUGUAAAUUUAGAGUUGAUCCUGAACGGAAUAUCAUUCACGGACCCGAGAGAUGGUUUAGUACUGGUUUCCAGAGACUUCAACAAAUUGUUGAGUUAGUGUCGUUUAGGACGAAAUAUCACAAAUUUUUGAUACUCGAAAUUGGACACGGGAUGAGCCAGUUUUCCUUGAUAAACGAACAUAAUGAAGUGAAGGUCCUUGAUAUUCAUAAACGCCAUUCGAAUGAUACUUCUGAUGUAACUUCUGAUUCCGAAAUACCCUUUAAAGCUUGGACCUUAGCGUACACGACUGCAAACGAAAGAGUCGGUAUAUGUAACCUUCUCUACUCGAAACUCGAUUGCGUUCAAUAUGACGAGUUUGGAGUAAAAGUAUACAAUGCAGAACAUCGAUUUGGCAAAAUCGAUGACAUGUGGAUAUCUGCAAUGCACAACUUACCAGGUGGUAAUGGUAUUCUGGUACUCUUGAUCGAUAACGUUUACAACCGUUACAAAGUUCUUCACUUCGAUGCAAAUGGCAUGGAAGUUGGUCGAUUAUACGUUAAAGAUUUUGAUUGUAAUUGGAAUGAAAAUGCUAUUGCCGCACAAUUUUUCGAAGAGAAUGGUGGAUAUUGCGUGUCCUUAGCAUGUUACGAUACCAGCAAGUCUAGCUCGGCGAAAAAGGAUAAGAGACAUGUUCAUAUUACGACAGAGCAAUUUUUAUUGUCGGAACUCGAAUUGACUUCAUAGCUAAUUAAAAUUUUUUGGAAUUCGUUCAAUCUAUACCACUGUUUUAUUUAUAUUCAUCUAACAUUCUCAAGUAUUUCAUCAUUUAUAAUAAGUGGAAUUGUUCCAAAAUCUAGUCAUAUGAUAAAAUAUUUAUAAAUGGAACAGUGUCAAUGUUUUAUCCAUUACUUCGUGUAUUAUCUAAUGUUGUAUUUUCAAUUUUAAUAUAAUAAAAUUUUAUAAUAACUUAUUUUAACAAUUGAAAAUAAUAAUGUUAUCGUGGAAGAUUGACCCAUUAUUGUGUAGGUCACUUUUAAUAAUUUAUGAAAUUCCAUUCAGACUUUUAACUUAAGCCAACUAUCAAGUUUUCUCGAUUAUAUACUAAUUGAUUUCGUUUAUAGAAGGUAAAAUAUGAAAUAACAUAAAAAAUUUUGUUUGCCAUAUAUAUUAAAACUAGGAGCAUUACAAUACUUUUUCUUACACAAUUAUUUUUUAAUCCGUGCCAAUCAUUUAAUAAUUUAAUGUUUUAUAUUUUAACACAAGUAACCAACUUAAUGAUUAUUAUAAUUUGAGUAGAAACAAUUAUAAUUUUAUUUUGGUGUUUUCAAAUAAUACAAAAAAUUUCACGAUUCUUUGUAUUUUGUCCAAUGAGUGCUUAUUCAUUGAUAAAAGAGAAAUCAGUAAGUUGAUUCAUCGGCUGUUCAAAAAUAUGGUCAGUAGGCAAACAGUAAUACACAUGUAUGGAUAAUGAAUAUUUGCUCUCAAUUUCAAACAUCAGACAUUAGAAAGAAGUAACGCGCAUGAGAUAAAUUGCUUUCGUAUUUCUAAAAAUUGUAAUGUUAAAGUAUUAAUUGAUGUGAUAAAAAAAUGGAAUGAAAUGACUUCAUCAUGAUUUUGUUUACAUAAUUAAUCUAAUAUAUAUAUAUUUAUGUAUUACAAGGCAGAGAAAACGAUACAAGUUGAUGGACUAGAGCGAUAAAGGUAAUAUGAAUACAUUUUGGCUCAUUUAUUGUAGUAAUUUUUUCAGAAAAAAUUCCUGAAAAUGAUCAUGUAAAAGUUACCUUUGAAAAUUCAUUUUCAAAUUUAUUUUUGAAGAAAUCGAUGCCAUAUAAAUCGUAAUUAAUUGAUGGUACUUUUAUUACAGUAAUCUAAUAAUUUAUAUUGUUUUCUGUGCGUUAUUAAAUCUUGAAGCAAGGAUUUUCCUUUAUUUCUAUAUCUAUAGAUAUGUAUGGAGGGGCCUUAACAAAUGAGCUCAUUUAAGAUAUAAAAUCUGCGAGAUAGUUUUCGCUCUUUAAAAAGCGAUUCAUCAUGAAUUGUUGACAGUCUUUGUUAAACCUUAGAAUAAAUAUCACCCGAAAAAAUAGCUGAUCAUUCAUUUCAUUUACUUAAAAAUUUUCAAAAUUGUAAAGUGGAAUUUUUACUCAAAAGUAAUUGUGUGAUUUUAGUCAUAUGUAUAUAGUUUUUCCAGUUUAUUGACAUUUCCGUUGUACGUAUUUUAGAUUCAUUAAAAUAAUUUUUCUUGAAUAUUCGUUGUCAAAUGUGUCAAAAUGUUGAUUGGUAAAUAUUUAGUUUUCAAUUGAAAAAUAGACUGAUAUCUUCAUUUAAAAAUGGAAUAUUCUUUUUAAGACUGAUUACAAAUAAUUUCCUAAUAUUUGUGCCGGAUGCUAAUGUUAAUCAUUCUUAAUUUCAGAUAAAAAAUUAUCAAUGACGUGAUUAUUUACAAAGUUGUAUUUUCCAAGAAGACCAUUCGGCAAAACAUUAAUUAUAAGGUUGUUAAGUUGCAGUCUGAACACCUAUUGAAUGUUACUCCAUUAACAACAUUACACAACAAUGUUGUUUACUAAAAUUGGCUUUCUUUUUAUACUUUUUGUUACUUUACAACAAUGCAGUGCUCGAGUAACGUCUUUCACAAAGAGCAUACACCAACCCACAAAACAAUUAAUAUUCGACGGUCGUACUACAAGAGAUCCUAGAUUAUAUUACGCAGUGUGCGACUCGUCGACAGUCGCCAAAAAGUGCAUAGUCAUACGUGAUAAGGAGCCAUAUGAAAAAGGAACUGAGGAGUGCGAAGUGACUCUCCGAGCGAGUGAUAACAAUGCAAAAGUCAAGCAAGUUCGUGUUUUACCAUUCGGCAAAAAUAGAGCAAUUCUUCUUUGGCACCAGCAAACGGAUUCAGACUCAAUACUCGGCUUGACGAGUGUCAAAUUCAGCGACUGUUCAAUGCAUGAAGUUAGAACUCCAUUCUUUGACGACAGCAUCGGCGAAGAAUAUCUUCUAGAAGUGCUAGAUGCUGCUACCUAUGAAAAUUCGUACGAUGUAGCUUUUAAGUAUCCAAAAGUUUGCGGUGAUAAAUACUGUAGAUUGAGCAUUGACGUUGAAAAGAAUGAAACACAGGGACCAGUGGCUUGGUUUGCAGCUGAUCAUCAUGGAAUAAUAGAUAUCAAUGCAGUGGAUUCUAGCUCACGUCAAAAUGGCAUUCUACUUAGCCAAAUUAUGCCAAAUUCAUUCUUCAGAAUGUCGUUGAUUGGAGACAACGAUUUUAAAGUCCUCAAGCAUUACGAAAAUUCCGAAAUAAUACCACCAUUAUCUAUGGAAAGUUCAUGUAACAAAGAUUUAAUUGGCGUCUGUAUUUUGAUGAACAAAACUUUAAAAUGUUCACAGUAUAACAAUUCUGG